Molecule: messenger RNA, 312 nt
Organism: Fusarium venenatum
Lineage: Eukaryota; Fungi; Ascomycota; Sordariomycetes; Hypocreales; Nectriaceae
Source: RefSeq, a predicted model, not a curated record
AUGGUUUUGCAGGGUAUCACCGGUAGAUGCGCCUUCCAGAACCUCAAAUGGGAUUUGAUCUUUGUUCCUUCACAAAUUUCCGAUUGUCGUGCGUUGGCUUUUUUUUUGUGGUGCGAAAGCGGGCAAGCGGGUGGGCGAGCGAGAGCGAAUGCGUGCGGCGAAAUGAAACGCGGACGCGGGGGAAUAAUUCUCGAGAGGAGCUUUGCAGAUGCGAGGCGAGGCGGUGCAACCGAGGCGACGCAGGAAAGAGAGGAGGAUGGAAGAGAGGAAGAGGAAGAGGAGAGAGAUGAAAGAAGGAAGGGCGCAAAAUAG